Messenger RNA from Microthlaspi erraticum, 2370 nucleotides. The record is from the annotation of a GenBank genome assembly. NCBI's taxonomy places the organism in Eukaryota, Viridiplantae, Streptophyta, Magnoliopsida, Brassicales, Brassicaceae.
AUGGCUCCUGCUUUGAGUAGAAGCCUAUACACAAGUCCUUUGACUUCAGUUCCAUUCACUCCAGCUUCUUCUCUCAGAAACCAAACCCGUCUCUCUCAUCUCAGAACCGCGUUCCUGCCUCGCGGCGUCGGCGGCGGUCUGAGAACCGGCGUUUCCUGUAGCUGGAACCUCGAGAAGAGAUGCAAUCGAUUCGCCGUCAAGUGCGACGCCGCCGUGGCGGAGAAGGAGACGACCGAGGAAGGGUCCGGUGAGAAGUACGAGUACCAAGCUGAGGUUAGCAGAUUGUUGGAUUUGAUUGUUCAUAGCUUAUACAGUCACAAGGAGGUGUUUCUCAGGGAGCUUGUAAGUAACGCAAGUGAUGCUCUGGAUAAGCUAAGGUUCUUGAGUGUAACAGAGCCUUCUCUGCUUGGAGAUGGUGGUGAGCUUGAGAUUCGGAUCAAGCCUGAUCCUGACAACGGCACAAUCACCAUAACUGACACUGGUAUUGGAAUGACAAAGGAAGAGCUUAUAGACUGCCUUGGAACUAUUGCUCAGAGUGGUACUUCCAAGUUCUUGAAGGCUCUAAAGGAAAACAAGGAUCUUGGUGCUGACAACGGUCUGAUAGGACAGUUUGGUGUUGGGUUCUACUCAGCUUUCUUAGUUGCUGAAAAGGUUGUUGUGUCCACCAAAAGCCCAAAAUCUGACAAACAGUAUGUUUGGGAGUCAGUAGCUGAUAGUAGCUCAUAUGUGAUCAGAGAAGAAACAGACCCUGAGAACAUUCUACGCCGUGGAACUCAGAUAACUUUGUAUCUAAGGGAUGAUGAUAAAUACGAGUUUGCGGAGUCUACAAGAAUCAAGAACCUUGUGAAGAAUUACUCUCAGUUCGUUGGGUUUCCCAUCUAUACAUGGCAGGAGAAAUCAAGGACUGUAGAGGUUGAAGAGGAAGAACCAGUUAAGGAAGGAGAGGAGGGAGGUGAGCCGAAAAAGAAGAAGACCACUAAAACUGAGAAGUACUGGGACUGGGAACUAGCCAAUGAAACAAAACCUUUAUGGAUGCGUAAUGCGAAGGAAGUGGAAAAGGAGGAGUACAAUGAGUUUUACAAGAAGGCUUUCAAUGAGUUCUUGGAUCCACUUGCUCACACACACUUCAACACAGAGGGUGAGGUUGAGUUCAGGAGCAUUCUGUACAUCCCUGGGAUGGGUCCUCUUAACAAUGAGGACGUUACAAACCCCAAAACAAAGAACAUUCGUCUCCAUGUGAAGCGUGUGUUUAUCUCUGAUGACUUUGAUGGAGAGCUGUUCCCAAGAUACUUGAGCUUUGUGAAGGGUGUAGUGGACUCAAACGAUCUUCCUCUCAACGUUUCACGUGAAAUUCUUCAAGAAAGCAGAAUCGUAAGAAUCAUGAGGAAGAGGCUCAUUAGGAAAACGUUUGACAUGAUUCAAGAAAUCUCCGAAAGUGAAAACAAAGAGGAUUACAAGAAAUUCUGGGAGAACUUUGGUAGAUUCCUUAAAUUGGGUUGUAUUGAAGACACUGGUAACCACAAGCGUAUCACGCCGUUGCUUAGAUUCUACAGUUCCAAGAAUGAAGAGGAAUUGACGAGCUUGGAUGAAUACAUCGAGAACAUGGGAGAGAACCAAAAGGCUAUCUACUACCUUGCGACCGACAGUCUCAAAAGUGCCAAGUCUGCUCCUUUCUUGGAGAAACUUAUCCAAAAAGACAUUGAGGUUCUAUACUUGGUUGAGCCAAUCGAUGAGGUUGCGAUUCAGAAUUUACAAACCUACAAAGAGAAGAAAUUCGUUGAUAUCAGCAAAGAAGAUUUGGAACUUGGUGAUGAGGAUGAAGUGAAGGAAAGGGAAACUAAACAAGAAUUCAAUCUUCUCUGUGACUGGAUAAAGCAGCAGCUCGGCGACAAAGUUGCCAAAGUCCAAGUCUCGAACCGUUUGAGCUCUUCUCCUUGUGUGCUUGUCUCAGGCAAAUUCGGUUGGUCGGCCAAUAUGGAAAGAUUAAUGAAGGCACAGGCUCUUGGAGACACUUCAAGCUUGGAGUUCAUGAGAGGUAGGAGAAUACUAGAGAUCAAUCCAGAUCAUCCAAUCAUCAAGGACUUGAAUGCUGCAUGCAAGAAUGCACCUGAGAGCAGUGAAGCAACAAGAGUGGUUGAUCUCUUAUAUGACACUGCUAUAAUCUCAAGUGGAUUCACUCCUGAUAGUCCUGCCGAGCUGGGGAACAAGAUUUAUGAGAUGAUGGCAAUGGCGGUUGGAGGAAGAUGGGGCCGAGUUGAAGAGGAAGAAGAAAGCUCGACUGUGAAUGAAGGAGAUGACAAAAAUGAGGAAGCAGCAGAAGUAAUUGAACCAUCUGAAGUCAGAGCAGAGAGUGAUCCGUGGCAAGAUUGA